Messenger RNA from Durio zibethinus, 1167 nucleotides. The record is from RefSeq and is a predicted model, not a curated record. Lineage: Eukaryota; Viridiplantae; Streptophyta; Magnoliopsida; Malvales; Malvaceae.
AUCACGCACCCUACUACCAUCAUCCAUUUUCCCCUACAAAAAGAGAAUAAAACAGCCUGUGAUAGAGCUGUGAACACUCCAUUUCACCUCUUUCUUUCUCCCUUCUCCCUCUUUUUCUUCUCUUUCUUUUCACUUCUUCUCUUAGCAAGAAUAAAACAGCCUGUAAUACAAUUAAUUGUCACUCUCUUUGGCGUUUCUUGAUCUUGUUAGAGAUCAGCAGGCAUGAGCUCCAUUAUCCACUGCUUUCAGAAGAGCCAAGCACUCCCUGUUUCCCAAACCGAAUCAAAAGAGCAACUGCCAGGGCUACGAAGAAGGCUUUCCUCUCUGUCUAUCAAAAUACGGCCUAUAUCUUCACCAGCAGCGUCAUGGGCAUUUCACCGAUCAAAGUCUUUGUCUUCCAUGGGAGAGUAUGCUGGUAGCUCCAUCAGGAAAUGGUGGGUCUGGGGCUGGUCUUGGGUUCUCUCGAGAAAAUCCAUGUUUGCUAAAGACCUUGAAAUAAACGACGAACAAACUAGGAUUCUUGGCUGCCACAACAAAGGCAGCUGGACACAUGUUUUUUACAAGGUUAGAUCUGAGAUAAAAAAACUGUUGGGAUCUGACAAAGUAGGCCUUCCACAAACUUACAGCUAUAAUUCUUUAGAUUACCCCAAGAAUUUUGAUGAUGGAAAGAAAAUUUACAGGUGAUUUGGAAAUUGGAAUUCUUGAUCUUCAUUUUUGAGGUGUUCAAAGAAAGCUAAUCAAGAUUCAGAUCAUAGAUACUGUAGAAUUCUUUUUUUUUUUUGUAUGGCUCUUGAUUUUUAUUUCUUGAAUUUCAGCUUUCCUUUGUUUUUAUAAUGCAAAUGUUCAUUUGUGAAAAGAAACAAUGGCAUGUAAUUAUAUAUAUUGUUCUGUUACAUAAUGUGAUUUUGCUUGGAGGGAAGAGUUAAAACUUCAACUACUUGUUGGUUGAGUUGAAUCCACCUUACUCUACAAAUUGCACUCUUCUCCAAACUCUCCAACCAUACCUACAAAUCUACAUUGUUCAUAAACUCAACUGGCUAGCUUUAUGGCUAUGGGGUGCCAUUAAUGAACAAAAAGAAGUUGUAGCACCAGGGUGGAUUCACUCUAUUAGACAACAUCUGUUAGCUAAAAAUACAGUUGUUAUCAUAAUUUUUUUAUUUCAUUAUU